Rhinolophus ferrumequinum (greater horseshoe bat) is the source of this 3477-nucleotide messenger RNA. RefSeq names its product transmembrane protein 8B (gene TMEM8B). Bases 140 to 2932 code for a protein of 930 amino acids. Gene Ontology annotation, cellular component: plasma membrane. The transcript has 13 exons. The record is from RefSeq and is a predicted model, not a curated record. NCBI's taxonomy places the organism in Eukaryota, Metazoa, Chordata, Mammalia, Chiroptera, Rhinolophidae.
UUGGCUCCAGCCGGCCCAACCCUGGCCCCGGGCCUACGAGGACACCGGAGGCCACUCCACGGGGGUGGGGAGCGGAGCCGCGGGUCAGCUCUGCGAGCGUCCCGCGCUGGCCUGUCCGGCCCCGCCCCCGCCCCGGGCCAUGGCCCAGCCCUUGUCCCGGCCCCUCGUCCUAUCCCGAUCCAGGCCUUGGCCCCCGGCCCCUCCCUCGCCCUGCUUCCCAAAUCGAUCCCAGUCCCGACCUGGGUACCAGCGAAUGCCCAGAUCCGGGUCCCAGCCUAGGCCCCCCCUUCAAUCCCAGUCCCGGGCCCUGGCACGGCCCUCAUCCCCGCCUCUGCCCUUGUUUCACCUCCUGUCACAAAUCCCAGCCCAGGCCCUGUCCCAACCUCCUCCCCAGUGUUUGCUUAAGCCCCGGGCCCAAACCCUGCCCUUGCUGCAGUCGCUAUCACAGCCCCUCCUUCCAUCCCACCCCCUGCCCUUGUUCAAGCCCCAGUGCCCAGCGCAGCCCAACCCAUUAUCCAGACGUUUGCCCUCAUCUCUCUCUUUCCCACUACCCACCCCUCUUUCUCCCACUCUGCCCCUCUCCCAGCCUCGACUCAGGUCUGGGCUCCAGCUGUCGCCAGUCCUAUUGCUGCUGUUGCUGUUCUCUGUCCUUGGCCCAGGGGCUGGAGGCCUCUUCCUGACGGAUUACUCCACCUGCUCACCACGCAAGCUGAGUCCUUUCCGCUCCUUUGCCAGCACCGAACUCUUCCACUUCCAUGUUCCUGAGGACACAUUCCUGGCUGUUUGGAACCUGCUCAUCUUCAAGGAGCAGGGGGGAAACUUUGGGGACCAUUGCCCAGACCAAAGUGUGACUGUGUAUUUCCGGUCUGGGGCACCCCCUGUCAUCAAUCCCCUGCACACUCACUUCCCAGGGGACACAGCUGUGCCUGGGGUUUUCUCACUGACCCUCAGCUGGACACUGCCCAACCGCACCUCAGGCAUCUUUAACGUCAGCAGCCCCUUACCUGGGGACUGGUUCUUGGCUGCCCACCUUCCCCAGGCCCACGGCCACAUCUCUGUCAAGGGUCUCCAGGAUGAGUGUCAGUACCUCCUCCAGCCGCAGCUGAUUGUCCGGCGUUUGCUGGACGUUGCUGUGCUGGUGCCUGGCCGUCCAUCAGAGCAAACCCUCUCCCUCCAUAAUCGCUCAGCUCUGUACAAGGUCUUUGUGCCCAGCUUCACUUAUAGGGUUUCAGCACAGCUGCUGUGUGUGGGGGGCCACGGGGCAUCUGCCUGUCCCCUGAUGCUGCGCCUACGUCCCAAGGCCCCACCCCUGCACAACUCAAGCUCUGUGGUCUGUGGAGGUGCCUCAGUAUGCCAGCUGGAGCUGGCACUGCCCCCCUGGGGGCACUGGGUCUACGUGCGUGUGGAGACACCAUCCCGGGGCGCUGGCAGGACCAUCCGCUUCCAGCUGUGUGUGAGGCUGCAAGAGUGCCCACAGCCCAGUCUGUCCCGUGCCCUGGUCCCUGGAGCUGCCAUGAACAUGCCCCUGUCUCUGGGCAACCAGCCACUGCCCCCAGAGCCGCCAUCCCUUGGGGCCCCUGUGGAGGGGCCUGGGGCCACAUCUCCACCUGAGCACUGCUGGCCAGUGCGCCCGACGCUGCGCAAUGAGCUGGACACCUUCUCUGUCCACUUCUACAUCUUCUUUGGCCCCAGCGUGGCCCUCCCCCCUGAGCGCCCGGCCGUGUUUGCCCUGCGGUUGCUGCCAGUGCUGGACAGCGGAGGUGUCCUCAGCCUGGAGCUCCAUCUCAAUGUGAGCUCCCUACGCCAGGAAAAUGUGACAGUGUUCGGAUGCCUGACUCACGAGGUGCCCUUGAGCCUGGGGGAUGCAGCAGGGACCUGUUCUAAAGAAUCCCUGGCUGGCUUCCUCCUCUCCGUCAGUGCCACCUCCCGAGUGGCCAGGCUGCGAAUCCCCUUCCCGCAGACGGGGACCUGGUUCCUGACCCUGCGCUCGCUGUGCGGGGCGGGGCCUCGGUUCGUGCGGUGCCAGAACGCCACGGCUGAGGUGCGGCUGCGCACCUUUCUGUCCCCAUGCGUGGACGACUGCGGGCCCUACGGCCAGUGCAAGCUGCUGCGCACGCACAACUACCUGUACGCGGCCUGCGAGUGCAAGGCGGGGUGGCGGGGCUGGGGCUGCACCGACAGUGCGGGUGCGCUCACCUACGGAUUCCAGCUGCUGUCCACGCUGCUGCUCUGCCUGAGCAAUCUCAUGUUUCUGCCCCCCGUGGCCCUGGCCAUUCGGAGCCGAUAUGUUCUGGAAGCUGCCGUCUACACAUUCACCAUGUUCUUUUCGACGUUCUAUCAUGCCUGUGACCAGCCAGGCAUUGUGGUUUUCUGCAUCAUGGACUACGAUGUGCUGCAGUUCUGUGACUUCCUGGGCUCCUUAAUGUCUGUGUGGGUCACUGUCAUUGCCAUGGCUCGUUUACAACCUGUGGUCAAGCAGGUGCUGUAUUUGUUGGGGGCUAUGCUCCUGUCCAUGGCUCUGCAGCUUGACCGGCAUGGACUCUGGAAUCUGCUUGGACCCAGCCUCUUCGCCCUGGGGAUCUUGGCCACAGCCUGGACAGUACGCAGCGUCCGCCGCAGGCAUUGCUACCCACCCACAUGGCGCCGCUGGCUUUUCUACCUGUGCCCAGGCAGCCUUAUUGCAGGCAGUGCCAUCCUACUCUAUGCUUUUGUGGAGACUCGAGACAACUACUUCUACAUUCACAGCAUCUGGCAUAUGCUCAUCGCUGGCAGUGUGGGGUUCUUGCUGCCCCCUCGUGCCAAGACUGACCACCGGGUCCCAUCUGGAGCCCGGGCCCGGGGAUGUGGUUACCAGCUGUGCAUCAAUGAGCAGGAAGAGCUGGGCCUUGUGGGUUCAGGAGGGGCCACUGUCAGCAGCAUCUGUGCCAGCUGAGAGGGGCUUUGGGCAUGGCCCAUGGAGAACAUGAACCCUUUCUAGGGGCAGAGAGCCCUUCCUGGGAAUGUGGAACCAUUCCAGGGACGAGAGACAAGUUGUGUUUCUUGAGGACAGGAAUCUUUCCUAAGGACAAGGAACUCGCCCAGGGACCUGGCAUACUUCCUGAGGACCUGGAGUCCUCCUGCAUCCAUGGAGGCCUUCUUCGGGACUGGAGCCCCCUCAGGACCAGGAGCUCCUCGUAGGGGUGUGGAGCCCUUCCCAGGGAUAUGGAGCCCUCCUGAGGACAUGGAUUCCUUCCUGGGGAGAUAAAGCCCUCCUGGGACACGAUGUCAUGCCUGAGGAAAUGGAGUCCAUCUUGGGGAAACUGAAUCUUCAGAUCUCCCCAGCGGCUCAGCAACUCUGGUCUCAGGCCUCAUUCCCAGAGGCAGCGUUCGGCUGUGCUUUGCUGGGAGGGGGAUUGCAGGAUACAUGGCGCUGGGACUGGGGCCGGUAUCCUGAGUUGAUGCAGGUGGAGUCUGCUAUGUCUCCAAUGAAGUAUUUGC